GGCGUUACACGGCCGGAAGUCCUCGGUAACCAAUCAGCAGGCGGCGGUUGUGUCGGUAACGUGCAGGAGCAGAGAGUGAGGCCGGCGCGGUGUACCGGGCACAGGAGCGGAGAUGGCCAGCCUGUGGAUGGGGGAUGUGGAUGAGAAUAUGAGUGAGAGUUUCAUUAUGCAGGCGUUCCAAGUGAUGGGCGAGACAGCCCAGAAUGUAAAGAUCAUACGGAACCGCUUCACAGGGGCCCUGUCUGGUUAUUGUUUUGUGGAAGUUCACGACCAAGCUGCCGCAUCUAGGUGUCUGAUAAACAUGAAUGGAAAACUGAUCCCCAACUCUAAUCCUCCUAAGAGAUUUAAGCUGAAGCACGCACUUUACACAAAGCCAACGGACCCGAGUAGCGUACCGCCCGCUUUGAGCGAUGACCCUUGCAGCACCCACUCAGCGGAAGCGGAGGCUGUAGCGCAGCUUCCUCCAGUGACCAACCAAGCCACAGACUACGUGCAGGCGUUUAAUUACUAUUCUCAGCAAUUCCAACAGAUGUUCUCCAACUGGAAGUACGACGAUAAAUAUAACAGCUACAGCUUCCAGCAGUACGGCUACACUGCAAACGACUGGCAGGCACCUGAGGGAUUUGCAGAGGAGGCGGUGGAAGACCCAAACCCGCCGGUAGAUGUGAAUGAGGCCAACAAAGAGUUCAUGGAGCAGAGUGAGGAGCUGUAUGAUGCUUUGAUGAACUGUCCGUGGCAGCCGCUGAACUCUGUGACCUCCAAAAUACCAUCUGAAUCGUGAACUAUCGUCACAUGGAAACCGUCGCCAGAUGAGUCCUAUCCCAGGGUGUUAUCGGCGCACACAUCUAUCAGCCUUUUGUUAUAUAGAACUCUCCAUCUGUACAGUGGCCGGAGCAAUGGCCAGGAUUAGAGUACGGCAUUGCCAGGUUUACGUGGUUACUGGUAAUCGGCUCUGCAACCGGGACACAACCUCCUUAAAGUAAUGCAGCAGGACUAAGUUUAUUUUCAGCCGCCAGAUUUUUGGAGCUACAUCUGGUCUCUCUUCUGUGAGAGACGUCCUCAAGCCCAGUUGGGAGAAAGUAAUUAAAGUUGUAUUUUUGUUUUUCUCACUA
Messenger RNA from Pseudophryne corroboree (corroboree frog), 1112 nucleotides. It is a transcript of the gene TRNAU1AP, whose product is annotated as tRNA selenocysteine 1 associated protein 1. Gene Ontology annotation, molecular function: tRNA binding. The record is from RefSeq and is a predicted model, not a curated record. Gene Ontology annotation, cellular component: nucleus. The coding region runs from base 113 to 781 and encodes 222 amino acids. NCBI's taxonomy places the organism in Eukaryota, Metazoa, Chordata, Amphibia, Anura, Myobatrachidae. The transcript has 8 exons. Gene Ontology annotation, biological process: selenocysteine incorporation.